UUUAACACCCCGACCUUCUGCCGCCCAGCAGUCAUCACCAUUUUCUCUCUCUUCUCUAAACAAUUAUUUUAUUUUUCCAUGCUACCUCCUAUAAAAACCAUACAUUUUUUGUUGCACCAUUUAUUCAUAUAUCUUCAUCCUACCUUCUUUUGUCAAUAACAAACAAUAUUAUCAUCAUAAUAUCUUAUCAUAUGUUAUAAAUAAUAUUUAUAUACAUAUAUAUACUUAUUUGUACCUAGUCAUAUAGGUUUUGUACUGAUAAAGAUCUGAAAUAAAUUAAAAUAAUUAUGAUGAUGAGUUCACAUAAUAAUAAUGAUGGUGAGUCUAGUGGUUCUUCUUCUGGAGGAGGAUCCGGAGAGUUUGAAAUAGCAAGGGUUUUGGCGAGUUUAAGGAAGAACUAUAGCGCCGCUGCGGCCGUGGCAGUGGAGGAGAUGAGAGGAAGUAGUGGUGGCCGCAGCGGCGAGUCGGUAGGUCAAGGUGGUGGUGAUGGUGGUGGUAAUAAUAAUUGUUGGGGGAGUAAAGGGAAGCGGUGGAUGAGUAACAAGCGUGUUAAAGAGUCGUCUUCAUCACUUCAUUCUUCUUCUCCUUCUGUUUCUCCUUUGCCUUUCGAUCUUAACGUGGAUCAGCCUAAUAUAUUUCAAGAGGAGUGUCUAAGUGUUGAUGUAAAACCUGAAAAGAGCUACGAAUCCACUGAACGUGGCCGUGUUUGCAAUUCAGCACAUAAUACUGGGAGGUCUAGGCAUAAUCUGACUGAGGUAUAUGACAGAGGUCAAGACAUAAUGGCAGAGAAGGAAGCACGAAGAAUACGCAGGAUAUUAGCUAAUAGGGAGUCUGCACGACAAACUAUUCGCAGGAGACAGGCUUUUCACGAGGAACUUACAAGAAAAGCCGCAGAACAAGCAUCAGAAAAUGAAAGAUUAAAAAGAAACAAGGAUUUGGCUGUCAAGGAGUUUCAGUCUCUACAAACUACCAACCAAAAGCUAAAAGGACAGUUAUCUCAAACAUUAGGCUUCAAACUUGGAGAGAAUAAAGGUGAAGCUCAUCAACCAUCUUGUCCCGAUACUCAUAACGUUAACCCUCAUUCAGCAAAUUGGGCACAGUUUGUGUACAAGAAGUUAUCUGCAAGCACCUUUGUAAUCCCUGCAUCUUUGCCGCCUUCAGACUUGAACGUUUCAAAUUUAAGUCCUUGCAGCUUCUCCGAGCAGGAAAAUCCUCGGAGUAUUAAUGGCCAAAAUAUGCCUUGGUGUAUAUUACCCUGCCCUGUGUUCCUUCCAAUACAUGAUAUCAAGAAUUUUUCUUCUUUACAUGUGAAAGAUAGUGAUGAAGGCACUUCAGUUGAUUCUAAUCAUGUUCAUAGUCCAUCUUCAGAUUAUAGUCCAUCUUCAGUUAUACGUUGCGUACACAACUGUCAGUUAGUUAGUCCUGCAGAUAGAAUAAGUAGUGGUCUUCCAUCAACACAAGACGAUUGCAGAAAUGGUUUCCAUCGAUUCCCAUUUGGACUAUCUCUAGACGGAGGGGGUCAAAAGAUGAUACCGUGUUGCUCAAGAGGUGAUUUUGCUCUAGAACGAGAGGAUUGUGUCACUCCGCACACACUAGUUAAUACGAAUGUUUCUUCAGCAGCAUGUAUAGAGUCUGCAAGUGCUUUAACGGAAAAAAGGAAAGAGCGUGUUCUAAAAACGAGGGAGAGGAAUGUUGCAGGAGCAGAGGCCAGAAAAAAACGGAAGGAGCUGAUGAAACUAAAGAGCCGCCUUCACUGCCAAUUAAUAGGAUGAGAAAGUAGCUGAGAAAUAAACUAUUGAGCUUGUAUUUUAGUGUUUCUAAUUAACUGAUGAAUUUUUUUUAUCUCUUGAAAGGAUAAAUGGCUUCUUUCCUCUCGGAACAAUGCUCGACAGUAGAACUAAUGCUGCGCCUUUCUGGUUGAACCAGGCUAAAGUGUCUUGCAGCGGUUAGCAUGGAGUUGUUUCCAUGGGCGAAUAAAAGAACAUUUUGUAUGAAGAGCUUUGUAUUAGUAGUACCAUGGUAUUGUAAGCGUUUAAUGGCUUACAACAGUUGGUAUGGAUUAUGAACAUUUUGUAUGAAGAGUGUUGUUUAGC
Molecule: messenger RNA, 2093 nt
Organism: Chenopodium quinoa (quinoa)
Lineage: Eukaryota; Viridiplantae; Streptophyta; Magnoliopsida; Caryophyllales; Amaranthaceae
Exons: 6
Coding region: 288-1772 (494 amino acids)
Biological process (GO): regulation of DNA-templated transcription
Cellular component (GO): nucleus
Molecular function (GO): DNA-binding transcription factor activity; sequence-specific DNA binding
Source: RefSeq, a predicted model, not a curated record